This is a messenger RNA of Centruroides sculpturatus (bark scorpion), 1271 nucleotides long. RefSeq names its product neuronal growth regulator 1-like. Bases 368 to 970 code for a protein of 200 amino acids. The transcript is spliced from 5 exons. The record is from RefSeq and is a predicted model, not a curated record. Gene Ontology annotation, cellular component: neuron projection. Lineage: Eukaryota; Metazoa; Arthropoda; Arachnida; Scorpiones; Buthidae.
GAAAGGUUGAGGGAGGGUGGAAAAUUUUCAGUUUGUAGAAUGAGAGGGAGGGAUGUUUUUCGUCCGUUUCCCCCCUCUCGAUACCCAUCUAGCUUACUACAACGCAUGCCCUAGAGUAAAUGCGCGCAUGCGGAAGACAAGGCGCGAAUGUCGAUGAGCAACUCGUUAAAAUCGCAUUUUGUUGUGUGUUGGAAGACGUGAGAACAUGCCUCCUACUAGGACUGAUCCCGAACGCUAAUAUCGUUCGUUAUCCUCUACAAUGAUUUAAGUCAAAUGAGAGAACACUUUCACCCUCUUUCGAUAUCGUAGUUUAUAGUAUUGUUUGCUGUAGAGGGAUAAAAGAGAACACGUGCUGACUGUACGGGUUAUGAUUCUAUUCAAUACAUUUUCCGGUUGGUUUGUGAUGACGACGAGUUUCUCUUUCACCAAAAGGAUGCUUAGACUGUCUUCAAUCCUAAUCGCCACUUUACUGUAUUUUCAAGCACUGGGCCAAGCACCAGAGCCUGAAUUUACGGGUCCUAUUAAAAGCCUUACUGUAACAGCUGGAAGAGAUGCAACUUUGCAAUGUGUUGUGAAUAAUCUUGGAAAUUAUAAGGUAGCUUGGAUUCAUGUUGACAAACAAACUUUGCUAACUAUACACACAUAUGUUAUAAUUAAAAAUUCAAGGUUUAGAAUAUCUCAUAAAGAUUUUAAAACGUGGUUCUUACAAAUUAAAAAUGUACAGCCUGAAGAUACUGGUUAUUAUAUGUGCCAAAUAAAUACACAGCCUAUGAAAAGUCAAGUUGGACAUUUAGCUGUAGUAGUGGCACCGGAAUUUCUGAAUGAGUUGACAAGUAAAAAUAUGACUGUAAUGGAGAAUACAAACGUGACUUUGACAUGCCGAGCUACUGGGAAUCCUCAACCAGAAAUUAAAUGGAAAAGAGAAGAUGGUCAAGGAAUCAUAUUGGGGCAAGAAAAGAAUGACAGAUGAAACAAAUUGAUUUCUUAUUUGACGUUAGUAGCAUUAUUGGACUUCGAUUUUCACUCAGAAAAUAUCAUGUGACGUUUUGUUUGAAAUUAUUUAUGUGCUAUUUGUCAUUUUUAUUGUAUGAAGAUUUAUCAUUUCACAUGUUGUGGUUAAAAUAAAUGGAACUAUCCUUGAAUUUAUUGUUGAGUUUUACAUUGGAUUCUCCUUCCACCAUAACUAUAUUUUAUUUAAAAAUUAUUUUUAUGUUUUAAAUUUUUUGCAUAUUUGAAUAUUGAAUUACAUUUAUUUUAUUUUUUUUUUGUUU